CGAGAUCACUCCCCCCCUCGAAACUCGAGACCGUUACGUCCCCCCCGCCUCCGCCUCCGCCUUCGGACGCAAACACAAACCACCACCACCUCCCAUUCCUCCGCUUCCACCUCCACCUCUCUCUCUCUCUCCCUCUCGCGACGAAUCGAGGAGGGGGAUCGAUCGAUCGAUCACCCGCGACGCCGUGUUCCCAUGGAUCGCUUGUCGCGGCCGGCGAGCCCCGCGGGCGGGUACGCUCGCCGGGGCAGCGGCGGCGGGUACGGGCACCACUACUACGGGGGCGGUGGCGGUGGAUCGGCGCAGACGUCGCCGCCGGGUGGAUCUCCGACGGCGUCGCCCGUGCACCGCCACGCGCGGACGGGGUCGCUGGGUGGCGCGGGGGCGGCGUCCACCGUGGGGCGACGUGGCCGCGCGCAUAAUACCGCGGCGAGGGCCGCGGCGCAGCGGCUCGCGCGGGUCAUGGCGUCCACCGACGGCGCGGGGGUAGGAGGAGGAGGCGGCGGCGUGGGUGGUGGUGGGGAUGGGGGCAGCGGCAGCGACGACGACGAGUACGAGCUCUCGGGGCCACCCAUCGAGCUCUCCUCCACCCCGCGGCGCACCGGCACCCGCUCCCCUUCCCCAUCGAUAGGUCGUUACCUUUCGGAUCAGGCUCCGGUGAGCCGACCACCGUCGUUGACGAACCGAUACACGCCCGGGAAGUCAGUUCCGAUGAUACCUUCGAUCAAGCAACAGAACCGGCCAGCGACGAGCGGUCCAGGGUCAGAGUCGCCCGCAAUAAAUCGACGGGAGCAAAGGAGAUCAGUUGAUCUUGGAAGCUCUCUAAGAGCGCGGCGCACAUCUUCUUCUCUUCAUGAUGAGAUUAACUCACUCCAAGUGGAAACCGAGGGCAUGUACGAAAAAUUUAACCUUGCAGAAGAAAGGAGUGAGGAAGGAGAUGCUAAGUCCAUGCACAUGGCUGCUGUUAUUGCUGAUGCUAUAGAGCCAGAGGCCAAUCUGAUUAGCAGAAAGGAUGCAGCGCUACAACAAAGAAAGGCUUCAUUGAGAAGUGCUUCAAGAAGGUCUAACAGCGCUAGCUGUGAUGAAAUUGCAGCCCUUCGGUCAGAAGCAAAGGUUGCCAAUUCUGUAUCAUCCGUAUCUCAGCGUCUAAAAAGUACGGGAUCAAUCGUGAGAUCUCUUCACGGAGCAACCAAUAGAAUGGUCCUGUCUCAAGAAGAGAUGGAGGAGGUGGUGCUAAAGAGAUGUUGGCUUGCUCGCUACUGGAAACUGUGUGUUAGACUUGGUAUACAUUGUGAUAUUGCUGAAGAAAAACAAGAAUACUGGUCAUCAUUUGCACCACUUUCACUUGAAGUUGUCCUGUCAAUUGGGCAAAAAGCUAGAGAUGGAGCAUUGUCAGAUCAUGCUGACAUGGAGACCAAAAGCAAAAUGUCUGACGCAAGUCACGUGAAUGAUAUGAGUGGAGAUGGAAAUAUUGAGAGCAUGCUUUUAGUUGAGAGAGGACUACGUGAAUUAUCUUCACUCAAGAGGACGCAGUCAUGCUUGCUUUAUCAGAACAUCGACGCGUCAGACCUCUCUCAGGUGGCUUCUCCAAAAUGUCCAUCUUCUGAAGGCCAGAACCCUCCAGAGUCAUUAGAAUUAAGCGAGGAAGAGCAAGACGACGUACGCUUCAAGCAGUCAUGGUUAACCUACUUCUGGAGACGGGCCAAAAGUCAUGACAUAGAAGAAGAUAUAGCUGAUGAGCGGCUACAGUUUUGGAUAGAACAAGGCAAUCAUCCAGUUUCUACGAUCGAUAUCAUAGAAGUUGAGAGAGGACUUACUGAGCUGAGGAAGCUGGGAAUCGAGUCUCAGCUGUGGGAAUCGACGAGGAGAUCUCUCGACGAUGACUUUAGCAAUCACGGGAGCCCAACCGGAUCAGAAAUUUAGCAGAAACAUAAUAAUGGAACGAGGCCUAGUGCCAAUUUUGUUUUUGUUCGCUGGUCCUAGAGUCUCAUUGUUUUUGCGCACUUGUCAUAUAUAUUCAUUCAUGUAAAAGUUUUGAUCGGAACCAAAACUAAAUUCUCUCUCCUGGAAUCUCUCCUUUUUAAUUUUCUGGUAUGUUAAUUUAUUAUUCUGUUAAAGCAAAAGUGCUGGAUUAAUCAUGGAAUCAUCAGUA
Molecule: messenger RNA, 2149 nt
Organism: Oryza sativa Japonica Group (Japanese rice)
Lineage: Eukaryota; Viridiplantae; Streptophyta; Magnoliopsida; Poales; Poaceae
Product: coiled-coil domain-containing protein SCD2
Biological process (GO): cytokinesis by cell plate formation
Source: RefSeq, a predicted model, not a curated record